Messenger RNA from Chaetomium globosum CBS 148.51, 2097 nucleotides. RefSeq lists its product as uncharacterized. Lineage: Eukaryota; Fungi; Ascomycota; Sordariomycetes; Sordariales; Chaetomiaceae. Bases 1 to 2097 code for a protein of 698 amino acids. The record is from RefSeq and is a predicted model, not a curated record. The transcript is spliced from 6 exons.
AUGUCUCACUCUCAACCAUCGCCCUCGGUGGUGUUUGCCAGCUUACCCGAGCUUGUGCGCUGCCUGGCCGAACAGAUCUAUAGUACCCGGGAGCUUACAACACUCUGCCUUGUCAACAAGACCUUCAACGCUGCCAUCACGCCUGUCCUGUACCGGCAGCUCACCAUCAGCGGGAGCACCGGACAUGCCGCUGUCAGCCUGCAGCUCGCACUCGCCAGCACCAAGAAAUAUGACCAUGUCCGAGAGCUCCUUGUCCGCGGUUCCGGCAACCGCGGUAGUUCUGAUUUCCAGAGCCUUGUCUCGCAGCUAUUACCCAGCUUAUGGCGUGGCGGAUCCAGCCCAUUACCAGUGGUCGUCCUUAGCGCCCUCCACAAAUCAAGCCCGGCCAUCAAAAUCAUCCACAUUGACUUCCCCAAAGACAUGGGCCAGAGGCUGGGUUACAGCGACUUCCCACCGCCUCCGGAUGUGCAGCUAGAGCAGCGCAGGCUUUAUGAGAAGCCUAACCUGACCGUGUUCUCGUGCCUCGAGGAAUUAACACUGAACAAUCUCCACGAAGAGCUGCCUUGGUGGAGGGCGCAAGUUGCCCAAGUGCUCCGAAACUCACCGCGUCUCCGGUCGCUAGAGCUAUCCCUUGCGGACCAGACACUUGAACACUACAACAAAAGGAACGAGAGGGAGAAAUUUGAAGGGUUUUUCGACCAGUUGUGUGACGACUAUGGGCAAACGGGAGCCGCGCCGCUGCGCCUCCAGUCAUUGCAACUCGGCAACGCUGUGUAUCCGUACAGUCUCGACUCUUUGCAGAGGCUUACCGACCUCCGCUUUCUCGAGCGAGUCCAUAUUGAGAACGUCGGGGUGUGGCACGGCGGGGUCAUCAUCAGCAUGUACGACGAUGGUGACGAUAGCGGCAUUAUCUUUGACGCCUUUGGGCCCGCCCAUUGUCCUAAUCUACGCCAUCUCAGCGUUGCUGGCUACCGAAAAGACGUGCAUAGAUCCCUGGCUGCUCUGGAUCCUUCCUCCGCAAGGAGGCUGGCCAUCUUGUGCCCGGAAAUGACCACUGGCUAUGAGUCGGCUGCCCUUCUCCGACCUAACCCGCUCUAUCCCUCCCUCCCGCUACACGUGCGGAUGCUCGAGAUGGAGCUGCGGCGCAAUCAGGUUCGCUUAUUUAGUAACGACGGCCGCCUCUUGAACCACGAUGAGAUCCCCUCUGCCAAACAAGUGCUUGAGGACCUAGUGUCGGGAGAUGAUGGCACGCUAGAAGGCCUUGUCGUCCACCUGACCGAGAGCCCAGGGCCCAAGAUUGAUUUCGACGAGUUGGAUCUUCUUGCCGAUGCUCUUCAGAAGCUGGAUAAUCUUGCCCAGCUCGCAGUCAAUAUCAACGAUGAAAAGCGUGUCAGACGCGAAGCCGCAAACAGAGCUGUUCGAGUACUCGCCACAGCAGCACCCCGUCUCCGCUACAUUAGGCUGUACUCGUGGUAUUGGAGAGUGUGGCGGGCCGCAGGCGACACCAACGUCAGAUUGGAGGAGCUGGAUGUCUCUGAGGUUGAACAUCACCGCCCCGUCCAGCCCCACAGGCAUCUUCCAGUCGCCUUUGGUGGUGACGACGGUGUCGAGGCGGUGGGCGAGGGCGCCGUGCAGGGGGGUAGGGUUAGGGGCGCUGUGAAGAGGGUGGUGGUGAUGGUGUUGUUGGUGUUGUUAUCGGCGGCGGUGUGGACGGAGUCCGCGGAGGCCGGGAGCGGGAAGGGAAGGGGGGUGUCGUUGACGGUAUACGCUAGCUCGGGGGAGGAGAAGACGGCGGGGGUGGUGGUCGCGGAGGAUAGGCCGGCGGCGAGGGCUUCGAGGACGGAGUCUGUUGCCGAGCGCAGCGUGGCCCACUGGCAGCGUUGUUGUUGGGCGUGGACGGGCGUGGGUAGGAGGGUGAGGGUGAGAGGUAGGAGGAGGAGGUGCAUUGUGGCUGGGGAGGUCGCGAUCUCGGGCUCUGGUGCCGGUGCUGGCGGUGAGAAUGGUGAUCGCGGAUGGGUGUUGCGGUGUGGGAAUGGUGGGAGCAGUGGUUAUGGUGUUGCCGCGCACGGUGGCUGCACCGCGGCUGCUUGCGCAUGA